GUCCGAUCGCAAUUUACUGUUGAAUUCUCCGCGGAGUACUUUCUACGAUUCUUUGUCGAUACACGUCUCAGCAAGAUGGCUCGCACCAAGCAAACAGCUAGGAAGUCUACUGGUGGUAAAGCUCCCCGUAAACAAUUGGCAACAAAGGCCGCCCGUAAAAGCGCGCCUGCAACCGGAGGUGUGAAGAAGCCCCAUCGCUACAGGCCAGGAACUGUGGCCCUCCGAGAAAUCCGUAGAUACCAGAAAAGUACCGAGCUUUUGAUCAGAAAGCUACCCUUCCAACGACUUGUCCGUGAGAUAGCUCAAGAUUUUAAAACCGAUCUCCGUUUCCAAAGUUCCGCUGUUAUGGCCCUGCAAGAAGCCAGCGAAGCCUAUCUCGUUGGUCUCUUCGAAGACACCAAUCUCUGUGCCAUUCACGCCAAGAGAGUAACCAUCAUGCCUAAGGACAUCCAGCUAGCACGACGAAUUCGUGGAGAGAGAGCUUAAGCUCCUCUAAGCAUGAUCAUAAACAAAAACGGCCCUUUUCAGGGCCAC
Megalopta genalis is the source of this 534-nucleotide messenger RNA. Its product is annotated as histone H3. Gene Ontology annotation, cellular component: nucleosome. Gene Ontology annotation, molecular function: DNA binding; structural constituent of chromatin; protein heterodimerization activity. The record is from RefSeq and is a predicted model, not a curated record. NCBI's taxonomy places the organism in Eukaryota, Metazoa, Arthropoda, Insecta, Hymenoptera, Halictidae.